Messenger RNA from Xenopus tropicalis (tropical clawed frog), 3705 nucleotides. RefSeq names its product importin 7 (gene ipo7). Gene Ontology annotation, molecular function: small GTPase binding. Lineage: Eukaryota; Metazoa; Chordata; Amphibia; Anura; Pipidae. The record is from RefSeq and is a predicted model, not a curated record. The transcript has 25 exons. Gene Ontology annotation, cellular component: cytoplasm; nucleus. Gene Ontology annotation, biological process: intracellular protein transport. Bases 154 to 3270 code for a protein of 1038 amino acids.
GUGGCAGCAGGGGGCGGAUCUAUCCGGGGCCUUGGCGCUCUCCUUCCUUUCGCGCCGGUUGCUGGGGUGUGUGGCGGCUCCAUGUGCGCAGCUGCUCGUUAGCCUCGGUCAGUGCCACAGUCCCGCGUCCCUGCCGCUCCCACACACGCACACAUGGACCCCAACAUCCUGAUCGAGGCCCUGCGGGGUACUAUGGACCCGGCCCUGCGGGAGGCGGCCGAGAGACAGCUCAACGAGUCCCACAAGUCUUUGCACUUCGUGUCAACUCUGCUUCAGAUCACCAUGUCUGAGCAACUGGAUUUACCAGUAAGGCAAGCAGGUGUUAUUUAUUUGAAGAAUAUGAUUACUCAGUACUGGCCGGACCGGGAGGUGACCCCAGGAGAAUUGCCCCCUCAUACCAUCCCCGAGGAGGACCGUCACUGUAUCAGAGAGAACAUCGUAGAGGCAAUUAUUCACUCCCCAGAACUGAUCAGGGUUCAGCUCACAACCUGCAUUCAUCAUAUCAUUAAACAUGAUUACCCCAAUCGCUGGACUGCUGUUGUGGAAAAGAUCGGCUUUUACCUCCAGUCGGACAACAGUGCCUGCUGGCUGGGAAUCCUCCUCUGUCUGUAUCAGCUGGUGAAAAACUACGAAUACAAGAAGCCUGAGGAGCGGAGCCCCCUGAUAGCAGCUAUGCAGCACUUUCUUCCCAUGCUAAAGGACCGCUACAUCCAGUUACUCGCUGACCCAUCGGAGCAGUCUGUCCUUAUUCAAAAACAGAUCUUUAAGAUCUUCUAUGCACUUGUGCAGUACACACUGCCCCUGGAGCUGAUUAAUCAGCAGAAUCUGGCGGAGUGGAUAGAGAUUUUGAAGACUGUUGUGGAUCGGGAUGUACCUGCUGAGACUCUUCAGGUCGAUGAAGAUGACAGGCCAGAAUUGCCUUGGUGGAAAUGCAAAAAGUGGGCUCUUCACAUACUGGCAAGACUGUUUGAGAGGUACGGAAGCCCUGGAAAUGUCUCCAAGGAGUAUAAUGAGUUUGCCGAAGUCUUCCUGAAGGCCUUUGCUGUUGGUGUUCAGCAGGUUUUGCUGAAGGUGCUUUACCAAUAUAAGGAGAAGCAAUACAUAGCACCAAGAGUCCUGCAGCAGACGCUGAAUUAUCUGAACCAAGGGGUCUCACAUGCUAUGACUUGGAAAAACUUGAAGCCGCACAUCCAGGGGAUUAUUCAAGAUGUCAUCUUCCCUCUAAUGUGUUAUACUGACUCCGAUGAGGAGCUGUGGCAGGAGGAUCCAUACGAAUAUAUCCGCAUGAAAUUUGAUGUGUUUGAAGACUUUAUCUCCCCAACUACUGCUGCCCAAACUCUGCUCUUCACAUCCUGCAGUAAAAGGAAAGAGGUUCUUCAGAAAACCAUGGGCUUUUGCUACCAGAUACUGACAGAACCUGCUGCAGAUCCUCGAAAGAAAGACGGAGCUCUGCAUAUGAUUGGCUCCCUGGCUGAGAUCUUGCUGAAGAAAAAGAUCUAUAAGGACCAGAUGGAGUUUAUGUUGCAAAACCACGUGUUUACUCUCUUCAGCAGUGAACUUGGCUACAUGAGAGCACGGGCAUGCUGGGUUCUGCACUAUUUCUGCGAGGUCAAGUUCAAGAUUGACCAGAACCUGCAGACUGCUCUAGAACUGACCAGGCGGUGUCUCAUUGAUGACCGGGAAAUGCCGGUUAAAGUAGAAGCAGCCAUCGCCCUCCAAGUACUUAUCAGCAAUCAGGAAAAAGCUAAGGAGUAUAUUGCACCGUUUAUUCGGCCUGUCAUGCAGGCUCUGCUGCACAUAAUCAGGGAGACGGAGAACGACGACCUUACCAAUGUGAUUCAGAAAAUGAUCUGUGAAUACAGCGAGGAAGUCACACCGAUCGCAGUGGAGAUGACGCAGCAUCUGGCCAUGACAUUCAAUCAAGUCAUUCAGACGGGACCCGAUGAAGAGGGAAGCGACGACAAAGCAGUGACAGCCAUGGGAAUUCUCAAUACAAUCGACACUUUGCUUAGUGUUGUAGAAGAUCACAAAGAGAUUACGCAGCAGCUUGAAGGAAUUUGUCUACAAGUCAUUGGAACGGUUCUGCAGCAACAUGUUUUAGAGUUUUAUGAAGAGAUCUUCUCCUUGGCCCACAGCCUAACGUGCCAGCAGGUUUCUGCCCAGAUGUGGCAGCUGUUGCCCCUUGUUUUUGAGGUGUUCCAACAGGACGGCUUUGAUUACUUCACAGAUAUGAUGCCCCUCCUUCACAAUUAUGUGACAGUGGACACAGAUACCCUGAUGUCUGAUACUAAAUAUCUGGAGAUGAUCUACAGCAUGUGUAAAAAGGUCCUGACGGGGGUGGCAGGAGAGGAUGCUGAAUGUCAUGCUGCUAAACUGUUGGAGGUGGUCAUCUUGCAGUGUAAAGGACGUGGCAUCGACCAGGUCAUACCACUGUUUGUAGAGGCGGCUCUAGAGAGACUAACCCGGGAAGUGAAGACGAGCGAGCUGAGAACGAUGUGCCUGCAGGUUGCAAUAGCUGCUCUGUACUACAGCCCCCCCCUCCUGCUCAAUACUCUGGAAAACCUUCGCUUCCCCAAUAACGAAGAACCCGUCACAAAUCACUUUAUCAAGCAGUGGUUAAAUGACGUCGACUGCUUCCUGGGGUUGCAUGAUAGGAAGAUCUGUGUCCUUGGCCUAUGUGCCCUUAUUGAACUGGAUCAGCGACCCCAAGUGUUAAAUCAAAUGUCUGCCCAGAUCCUUCCAGCUUUCCUCCUCUUGUUUAACGGUCUGAAGAGAGCCUACGCCUGCCAUGCAGAGCAAGAGAAUGACAGUGACGACGAGGAAGACGGCGAAGAAGACGAAGAUGCUGCAGAGCUGGGCAGUGACGAAGAUGACAUCGAUGAAGAGGGUCAGGAGUACCUAGAGAUUCUAGCCAAACAGGCUGGAGAGGAUGGUGAUGAUGAAGACUGGGAAGAUGACGACGCUGAAGAGACUGCACUAGAGGGCUAUACUACUCUUAUUGACGAUGAAGACACCCCUAUUGAUGAAUAUCAGAUAUUUAAAGCUAUAUUUCAGAAGCUUCAAGGUAGGGAUCCAGUCUGGUAUCAGGCGCUUACUCAAGGACUUAGUGAAGAUCAAGGAAAACAGUUACAAGACAUAGCUACGCUGGCAGAUCAGAGGCGGGCAGCACAUGAAUCCAAAAUGAUCGAGAAACACGGAGGCUACAAAUUCAACGCCCCGGUCGUGCCAAGCUCCUUCAAUUUCGGCAGCCCAGCCCCAGGAAUGAAUUAAAUAAAAGCUCUCCGCUUCCUUUCCUGCUAACGUGUGACUGAUUGUAGUGAAACAGGCUUGUGUUCCUCCCAGUAGCGGGUUCCAGACAAACACGGGUUCAUGCUCUCUCUCUCUCCGAAUGACGCUCGCUCCGAACCAAUCCAGAACUUUUAGUCGGAUACGGAAAUCUGGAAAUAAAGGGUAAAUCAUGCAACCCGGGCACUGGGACAGCCAACGGAGGAUUGACUUUGUUUUUUUGUUUUUUUUUAAUUUCCCAAUUGACGAACGUAAAGAGCUCCACCUCCAACGUUUCCAAGUCAACACCAAGGAAAAUCCGAAGCCUGGGGGGGGGACGACGACACCGAAGCAGCUUCGUUUUUUGUUUUCUUUCUUCCUGGAAAAGACGUUAGACGCGGGCGGCAGUACCAUAUAAAUAAAAUCUUACACAACACGAGG